AUGCAGCUCCCCAAGGCAUGUGAGAACGCCUCCUGGCUUCUGGUGCACACGAACGCCUCGGACUUCAAGAAGGGAAGCAUGGAAGCUCCGGAGUAUUACGGCAAUGCCGUGGCCUGCACUGGCCGCGAUGUCGUGGCCAAUGCCCUCGAGAAUGGCUACGAGGAGUUUGAGCUGGAGUUCCUCCCUGCAGAGCUGAACGACACCGCAGUUUUGCAGAAGCCCAAGGCGUUGCAGCCGGCGGUGCUGAAGCCCUUUGUCCGCUCUUGUUCGCUGACCGCUUCAUCCACUGCUGUCUUCGGCACCCUGGAGGACCCCGAGCAUUUCUCCCUGCACCCGUGCGAGUGCUUCGGGGAAGCGCAUUCUCAAACGUCGCCUGUGCUGCAGUCUUCCGAUCUGAAGGUACCCAGCAGCAGCGGCUACAACGUGGGAAAGGUCCAAGAUCAGCAGAUCUUCUCGGGGCCUUACACCUGUGAGGACACAGCGGUCCUCUCGCAGUCCUUUGACACCACCCUCUCGAACUGCGCGUCCGGCUGUCAUGCCAACGCCAGCUGCGCCUUUUACCAGUUCUGCGCAACGUCGGAGACCUGCACUCUCUUCGAGCGCUGUGAAUUCGUCCAACGGCUCGCCGUGCAGAUGGUCAACGACCUGUAUGGCAUCGCGCCCCAAGGUGACUUUUGCCGCAUCGCCGACCCGGACAAGUGCUGGAAAGAGAUUCGGCGCCGGAGCUACCUCAGCCUGACACCUUCCGAUGUGCCUCGUUGCCUCUUCGAGGACCAGUACAACGCUUGUGACGCGCUCCAGCAGAUCUCGGGCGUGGAGGCUGGGACCUGCUCUAGAUGUGAGUACAUCAAUGCCUCCAGCGAGUAUGCGACCAAGGGCAUGCAAAAGGUGCCUUUGCCAGCAAUGUUCCCAGCCACAUCUCAGAUAUCUAUCAGCUGCAACUACACGACUCGCAUGUUCUCAAGGCAGGACGAUGGCCGAAAGUGGGAGGGCCCGCGUCAAAGCGCCAUCUUUACAUGUGUCAGCGGCCAGUGGGUUGGCGAGCUGGGCCCGUGGCAGUACGUCGGCAACCUGAGCUGCCAGGAGAGUUGA
Molecule: messenger RNA, 1092 nt
Organism: Symbiodinium sp. CCMP2592
Lineage: Eukaryota; Dinophyceae; Suessiales; Symbiodiniaceae
Source: the annotation of a GenBank genome assembly